CCUACCAUAGACAGGAAGAAGACCAGUAACAACGAUCAUUGGACACGGAAAUAUUAGUGUACUACAUAUAUUCUGUUUUUGCUGGGUUCAUUGGGUAAUAUAAGUUGGUGGAUACGUUGGUAAGAUUCUCUUUGAAACACUAUGAAAUCGUAUGUAGAUAAUAGAUGUGUUCUUUUAACUACAUUCAUUUGUAUUAUGCAACUUUUAUAAAUUAUAUUUCGGUUACAAACUAAGCUGAUGUCGCCACAGUUUAAGUACCAAUUUAAUUUAUUGCAAAUUUAAUUAAGUGUUUUCUUUUAUUAUGACAUUAAAAGUGGUGCAUUUACUUUAUGUUGGUACACGCAUUUGAUCCAUGCUUAGUUUGAGAUGCAUUAGAGUGUUUUUUAUUUCAUUAAUUUAAUGAACUUUAAAUUCAAUAUACAUUAUAAAGCAUGUUUGUUUUUGUUUUCUCUUGAUGGGUCGAUAUUUACCACUCGAGGCCAAACUACAUUGGGUGUAAUGAUAUGAUUUUGAUAGCCCUACUCAUCGAACGGUUUUUGACUGUGAAUACAUAUGAAAAUAUUACUCUGAGUAGACUUGCCUGGCAACGUCAUCCUUAUCACGGCACACCAUGGGCAGCAAGAUUGGCUGUUGACGGACGUCAGUCAGAUUUGUCCGCUAGAGGAGGACAGUGUGCGAUAUCAGCAAAUGGUCAAUCAGAAGCAGAAUGGCGGGUAGAUCUGGGAGAUGUGCGAAACUUGCAUCACGUUUUUAUACAAUACAGAACGGAAAAUAUCGCAUGGGAUAAAGGCAACGCCCAUACGGAUAGAUUUAUUGGAUUCUCAAUCUACGUAUCAAACACCACCUACAGAAAGGACUGGAAACUGUGUUUCAAGGACAACAACUAUACCAAAGCCACAAUACCCAACCCUAUCAGUGUAACUUGCCUUAUACACGGGAGAUACGUCAUUUACUACAACAACAGAACUCAUCGUCCCUUCCCUGCUGGAUAUUCUACUUACGCCUUUAACGAUCUGUGUGAGGUUGAAGUUUAUGAAAACAUAGCUCUUAAUAGACCUGCCUGGCAGCGUUAUCCCUUUCACGGCACACCAUGGAAUGCAGUCUUGGCUGUUGACGGACGUCGGUCAGAUCUGUCUGCGGCUGGAGGACAGUGUGCGAUAUCAGCAAAUAGUAGAUCAAUAGCAGAAUGGAGGGUAGAUCUCGGAGGAGUUCGAAACUUGCAUCACGUUUUUAUACAAUACAGGACGGAAAAUGACGCUUGGGAUCAAAACGACUACUUUAAGAGUAGAUUCUUGGGAUUUUCAAUCUACGUAUCGAACACCACCUACAGAAAGGACUGGAAACUGUGUUUCAAGGACAACAACUAUACCAGAGCCACAAUACCCAACCCUAUUAGUGUAGCAUGCGUUAUGCACGGGAGAUAUGUCAUUUACUACAACAACAGAACUCAUCGUCCUUUCCCUGCUGGAUAUUCUACUUACGCCUUUAACGAGCUGUGUGAGGUCGAAGUAUAUGGUUGUCUGACCUUAGGAUAUAACGGAAAGAACUGUUCCACUUCUUGUCCAGAAAACUGUAAGGGUGGAGACUGUGACAUUGUGGAUGGAACUUGUAUUAGCUGUGUUCCGGGAUAUAGUGGAUCUAUGUGUAACAUAGUCUGUGGCGCUUGCUACGAAAAAGAACAAUGUGACUACAAAAAUGGUACUUGUCCAAAUGGAUGUGAAGACGGGUAUAAAGGGAGACAAUGCAAAACUGUUUGCAACAACAACACGUAUGGACCUAAUUGCUCUAGGACAUGUGGACAAUGUCUCUACCUGUAUGGAGAAAAAUGUAACCACGUGACCGGUCAGUGUCCUCGCGGAUGUGCUUCCGGCUUUCAAGGAGACCUUUGUGUUGAAUCAAGAAGUGAAUUCAGGAACACGACACUUGCAUGGUCGACAUCUAAUGCAACAGAUAAAUUCAAGAACAAGACACUUGUACGGCCAAUGAAUGAUGCUUAUGGUCCACCUGUUUUGCAAACUACAGUUCAAGUCCCUUUUUAUUCCAUCAUCACCGUUGUCGUAUUGUUUUCAGUCAGUGCUCUUCUCAACCUGUUUUACAUAUCCAGACAGGUACUUGCAAGAUGCCGCAAUCGAGAAGAAAAGGUAGACGAAUCUGUCGAACAACCGAACACUAUUGUGAACAGUAUUUAUAUUCAAGAAAACGGAUUUUCUACUUACCAGGAACUCGAGCAUGCUGACCAAAAAGAAAACAAUGAUGUAUAUACUUCAUUAGCAUAAAACCGAAUAAUGAGGGGUAUAUGUUGUUUUUAUGAAAAGUACGUUUUUGAAAAAUAUAUAUUAUGUGAAAAUUCGAAUGCAUUUGUUAGAAAGACGGAAUAUUAUUUAAAAUUUCUUACUCUUACCCUUGACACGGCCAAAUGAACAUAUUGGUAUCCUGGGAUCUGUUAAAAUGUUGAAAAAGAAACAGCAUUCCAUUUUUUAAAAGCAUUUAACGAGGCCGACUACAGAACGAGGACGCACGCUUUCGCGCAGCGUUUCAUUUGUAUUGUGACGUCAUCUUUUUGCUUUGUUGACGCAAUGGCGAAAUAGUUUCAACUGCAGAUAUUCAGCGAAAUUUGUUGAACAUAGCUCGUUUGAUGCGUAAAAUUGAUAUUUAUAUUGUGGAAUAAACAUUUGGGCUCGGGUUGAAAACGUGAAGAGGGUUCAGAAAGCCUAGCCCUCUGUCACGUUUUCUUAACCCGCCUAAAUAUCGCUUAAUUCAUUUAUUUCAAGACAUUAACCAUGUAUUUUAUAUUAAUGACCCUUAAUAUGUGAUGUUAUAUAUUUUAUUUAUUACUUAAAUAUGUCUGAAUUUUUUGAUAAUACAAUAAAGAUCACCAUUUCCGUCUUUGUCAAAUAAAAAAUUAUCAUUAUCUGACAAACUGGGAAAUUGGGCAUACAAAAAAUAACUUUGAUAAGACCCCUGGAACAAACCAGGAGGUAAAAGGUUUUUUUUAUUUGACCAUUUGAUGCAUUUUAGCAAUAAUUUUAAUAUGUAGAACAGAAAAAGAAAUCCCUAGGGCAGAAGUUUAAAAAAUGUGCAAAAUUGGUACAAUUCAAGCAAAAUCCCAUAGGGGCCUAUGUUAAAAAUUAACAAACUUUGAGAUGACCCCUUAAACAAACGGUGUGGUAAAUAUCUUAUUUUUUUAUCUUAAAAUAAUAAUUAUAUCAGUAGAAUUCUUGUAAAAAAAAUUUCAUUCACAAAUCUAGGGCAGAAAGUAUUAGACCCGGCCUCGUUAAUUGCUUUAUUCGUCUUUUGUUUUUGUUAUAUAUUUUGUGUGAUAUUUUUGUGUUCUUUUUUUAUUUGUUUAUUGCUUUUGCUUAAUGUUUGUUUUUGUUUUUGUCUGUUUUUGUUUUUUUAUUUUGUUUUGUUUUGUUUGUUUUUGUUUUUGUUUCUUUUUUUAUUUGUUUAUUGCUUUUGCUUAAUGUUU
This is a messenger RNA of Magallana angulata, 3469 nucleotides long. RefSeq lists its product as uncharacterized. The record is from RefSeq and is a predicted model, not a curated record. The coding region runs from base 504 to 2276 and encodes 590 amino acids. The transcript is spliced from 12 exons. NCBI's taxonomy places the organism in Eukaryota, Metazoa, Mollusca, Bivalvia, Ostreida, Ostreidae.